AGAGAUCAUGACCUGAGCCAAAGGCACACGCCUAACCAACUGAGCCACCCAGGUGUCCCCCAUAUGUGGAUUCUUCUUGAGAGAGAAAUUACUUUUUUCUGCUCUAGCUCUGGUAUCUCCCAGAUUCAGCUUGGAGCUUCACAGUUCCUGUGUACUUGUAUCCCUUUUGCUGAUCUGAGGUGCAUAGUCUCCCUGGGAAGACAGGAUCUCAGCACAGGAAGUAUUUGACUCUGGGGACCUGCAGGCUAGUAACGCACUAUAAUACCCAAGAAUGAUGUCAUAAAGCGUGAGUUCCUUUUGUGGGCCCUGGUCUGUGGCCUCUUGGAAUCUAGAUGCCAAGGAAAUCCCUAAACAGAGAUUUUCUGUUUGGAUGAUCAGAGCAAGGAAUAAAGAUUGGGAAUUUGGAUAAUGUCUCAACAGUUUCAUUACCAGAAUGAUACAAGAGUCAUUUCGAGCUGGCUGUUGGAUAAUUCUUCAGCAGAGUUCUGUGCGAGAUUCAGGAAAUUUCAGAGGAGAGAUACUCAGUGCCAGGCAUUUGUGAAGAGAGUCAUAAUGAGUCGUCUCUUUAAGAUAAUUAUGAUUAGCACCGUCUCCCUGAAUGCCUUUUUUGUGGUCUUGUGGACUGAUUAUAAUACAAAAUACAACUUGUUCAGACUUUUUGAGGUCUCCGAGCUGAUCUUUGUGUCCAUCUAUAGCUCCGAGUUCUGCAUGAAGCUCUAUGUGGACCCCAUCAACUACUGGAAGGACGGCUACAACCUGCUGGAUGUCAUCAUUAUCGUCACUAUCUUCAUCCCCUACGGGCUGCACAGAUUCAAGGGCAAGCACUACCCCUACCUCAACAUUGCUGACGGCAUGCAGUCCCUGCGCAUCCUCAAGCUCAUCACCUACAGCCGUGGCAUCCGGACCCUCAUCACUGCCGUGGGGCAGACAGCCUACAUCGUGGCCUCCGUGCUCAUCCUGUUCUUCGUCCUCAUGUUCAUCUUCGCUAUCUUGGGCUUCUGCCUAUUUGGAACUCCAGACAGGGGUGACCUGAAUAACUGGGGGAACCUGGCUGUGGCCUUCUUCACUCUCUUCAGCUUGGCCACGGUCGAUGGCUGGACAGACCUGCAGGAGCAGUUGGACAAUCGCAACUUGGCUCUCAGCCGGACGUUCACCAUCAUCUUCAUCUUGCUUGCCACCUUCAUCUUCCUCAGUAUGUUCGUGGGUGUGAUGAUCAUUCACACUGAGGCCUCCUUUAAGAAGUUCAAGCUGGACCUGAUGGCCGAGAGGCACAUGGCGCUCAUGGGAGAGAAGCAGGUGAUUCUGAGGCGGCAGCAGGAAGAGGUCAGCAGGCUGAUGCAGAUGCAGAAAAAUGCUGACUACAAAAGUUUCAGUGAGCUCGUGGAGAACUUCAAGAGGACCCUGCAGCACACUGACCCCAUGGUCCUGGAUGAUUUCGGCACCAGCCUGCCCUUCAUCGAUGUCUACUUGUCCACUCUGGACAACCAGGACGCUACGAUCUACAAGCUUCAGGAGCUGUACUACGAGAUCGCACACGUAUUGAGCCUGAUGCUCGAAGACUUGCCGCAGAAGAAACGGUCCCAGACCUCCGAAAACUCUGAAGAGACAUAGGGGACGUGGGCAUCGAGACACCAAGGGGUCUUACAGGCUGUGACAGGCCCUCGUUCAACAAAGGCUUUUUGAACUGCCCUCUCUGAGUUGCUUAAGCUCAUGGUACUGCCCUGCCGCAGGGGGUUGGGUCCCGGUAGGCGCCCAUAAAGUCCAAUUGCCCGGUCUGCUCCCCCCUCGGCCUGGGGGGGUGGGGAGAGGAUGCUCAGGACUUGCCCUUGGCCAGACAGCUCAUCCAGGGGCCACACUGCCUCUCUCCUCUCUUGACCUCAGCAGCAAGGACUCAUUGGGCUCCUGGGAAAGCCAUCGGAGGACCCCAGACCAAGAAGGGCCUCCAGUAGCCCCCUA
This is a messenger RNA of Mustela erminea (ermine), 1956 nucleotides long. It is a transcript of the gene CATSPER3, whose product is annotated as cation channel sperm associated 3. Gene Ontology annotation, biological process: monoatomic ion transport; transmembrane transport. Gene Ontology annotation, cellular component: membrane. The record is from RefSeq and is a predicted model, not a curated record. Gene Ontology annotation, molecular function: monoatomic ion channel activity. Bases 409 to 1611 code for a protein of 400 amino acids. NCBI's taxonomy places the organism in Eukaryota, Metazoa, Chordata, Mammalia, Carnivora, Mustelidae. The transcript is spliced from 8 exons.